Molecule: messenger RNA, 1445 nt
Organism: Zophobas morio
Lineage: Eukaryota; Metazoa; Arthropoda; Insecta; Coleoptera; Tenebrionidae
Product: pentatricopeptide repeat-containing protein 2, mitochondrial-like
Exons: 6
Coding region: 211-1395 (394 amino acids)
Biological process (GO): multicellular organism development; regulation of mRNA processing; mitochondrion organization
Cellular component (GO): mitochondrion
Molecular function (GO): RNA binding
Source: RefSeq, a predicted model, not a curated record
AUAGUUCAAAUGAUUAUUAUAAAACCGGCCAAAAUUUAAUUAAUUCCAGAUUCCAACAACUAAUACCGUUUUUGUUUAUUAAUUAGAAAUCUGGAGUGUAGUUUUACUUUUUUGCGUUAGUGCGUUAUUGUUGCACAAGUGAAUAAAUUUUUGAGGUUACGUCACCCGCAAGUGUCACUUUAAAUUUAGCCGGAAUUAAAUUCGUCAAAAAUGUCUCAUACUUUACGACUCACACUCAGGACCCUUUGUUACCCCUUGAAAACCGACUUACUCAAACUAGCACCCGUUUCGUCGCCCCAAACAUGCCGCUAUUUGUACGCCAAAGCGACAAUCGGGAUUGACGCUUUCAGAGAGCAGCAGAAACAAACCAAGAGUCAGAUGUUAAACAUAGAGGCGAAAUUCCGGGAGCGGAUGAAGGGUUUUGCGGCUGAAGACUCCUCGAGUAUGAUUUUUACAGAAGACCUUAAAAACAUGGUGCAUAUAGCAGAAACUGACGAAGAUUUCGACUUAGUUGUAAAAAUGGCGAAAAAGUUCAAUGGACAAAACAAACAGCUCCGGUUUGGCAAUUUCGUUUUUGGGCCUGUUGUGAUGCGCAUGCUUCACGUUUUUAAUAAGCCCGACUUGGCGCUGGAGUGCUUUAAGUCGCCGGAGCUCGAGGGACUGUUCGAUCAGUUAAUCACGUACCAGAUUUUGUUAGAUUUGUUGUAUGAGAAUGACAAGUAUCAAGAAAUGCUGGAGGUGUUUGACUUAGUCAAGGGCAAACAGUUGCAGGGGGCGAAGUACCCUAGGAACGCGGUGGUUCUUGUGAUGGCCGGGUGCUACAAACUCAAUUCUAAAGAAGGUACUGAGUAUGCUUUAAACUUGUGGAACGAGUUGAUGGCUGCGGGUCACUUCCCCAUGCGUCGAGCGACGACGUUCUGCGCAGGUCUGGCUUUAAACCAGGGUAAACCUGAAGUCGCUUUAGAGAUUCUAGGGGCGGUGAAAAACCCCAACUAUGUCACGAUUCGUAACUUAAAAGUGAGGGCUUUGAGCGAAAUUGGACGCGUAGAAGACGCCAUCGUUUUACUUAAGUCAGUAAUCGCGACGGACCAACCAGGAGAAGUCACCCAGACUUUUAACAAAGAAGUAAUGGAGUGUGUGAAAGCCGCGGUGGACAAACUUGAAAAUCCAGACCUCACGUUGGAGUACAACAAGGUGGAGAAGUUGUUUGAAAAGGAGGGGCACAUCUCAGAUUUGACUUUGGAUUCCCAUUUAUGUUCGGAAAUCCAGCAGCCCCCUAUCAUGAAUAAUCGUCAAAUAAAUAAAUUUAGUCGCUUUAGAGACAACACACGGAACACCGGUGAUAGUGGCUACAACCGACCUCAAAGGCGGCCCGGCCUUAAAGAAAUGGUUUAAUUGUCUCCUUGUAGUGAUAGUAAAAAUAAACACUUUUCUAAUUAGACAAA